AUGGAGAGACUUGGCCGCGGGAUUGUCGCUGUACGCUCGAGCAAUACGGAUGUGCUCAUCUCGUGGCGUCUUCUGGGCCUCGAUCCAGACGACAUCGCUUUCAAUCUUUAUCGAACCGCCAUCGACAACAAUCGGGUCAAACUUAAUACCGCAGCACUACGUGAUGGGACAAAUUUUGUUGAUCGCUCGGCAGACUUGACUCAAGAGAAUACCUAUACAGUUCGACCCGUGGUCGAUGGACAAGAGGGGGCUGUUGGUGGUACUUUUACGCUAUCGGCAGACAACGCUGUUGAGCCUGUCGUCCGAAUUCCCAUUAGCAAGGGCGGCCCAAUCAAAUUUGUCUGGGUCGGCGAUCUGGAUGGCGAUGGAGAAUAUGAUUACGUUCUCGAUCGACAAACCUCGCCUCAACUUCUUGAGGCGUACGCAAGCAAUGGGACCUUCCUAUGGCAAGUCAAUAUGGGUCCCAACAGCGAAAGUCAGGAUAACAUAUCUCCGGGCUCCUCAGCAAACAAUCUGGGUCAUUGGGACGGUGUCACAGUUUAUGAUUUCGACAGCGAUGGCCGAGCCGAGGUGGCCGUCCGAAUCGCCAAUGGAGUCACCUUUGGCGACGGGCAGCGUUUCACACACGCAAACGAUGACGAGCAGUUCAUCGCCAUUCUAGAUGGACGCACUCGCGCGCUUCGCGCGCGAGCUCAGAUCCCUACCGAUUACAUCUCCGACGGUCCCUUGGCUGCGAGAUUUGGAGUCGGCUACCUCGAUGGCCGGCAGCCCUCUCUCAUACAAUGGAAGUGGCGUCGAGAGGGUCAAGAUGCUCCCGACGGCCAUAACACCCGGAUCAUCGACGUUGAUGGUGAUGGUCAAGAUGAAGUGCACGAAAUCGGGUUCACCCUCAACGGCGAUGGCCAGCUCCGCUACUCGUUGGGCCCACAAGGCAUUGUCCAUGGCGAUCGAUUCCACAUUGCUAAGAUGGACCCACAACGCACCGGCCUGCAAGGGUAUGGUAUUCAACAGAAUAACCCAAACGGACUUCUUGAGUACUAUUACGACGCCACUCAGGGAAAGAUCAUUUGGAAGCACUCAUUGCCUGAGGGAAUCGCCGACGUUGGUCGCGGCUUAGUAGGAGACAUCGAUCCAACAAGUCCGGGAAUGGAGGUCUGGUCUUUUUCUGGUGUUUACAAUGGCCCGAGCAACCAGCUUCUUGAACAAAACACUACCCUCGCUCCAUGGCCUCAUCUGGGUCUCUACUGGGAUGGCGAUAUCUUGAUGGAGCUUUACAACGAUGGGAAAAUUGAGAAAUGGGACUGGGAGUCUCCUUCCACAAGUAACAGUGUCCCGCGGCUUGUGACUACGAGGAAUUUCGGCGCUGGGAGCAAUACAGGACGCAAUCCUGCUUUUCACGGCGACAUCCUCGGCGACUGGCGAGAGGAGGUCAUCUUGGUGAGCCCAGAAAAUGACGAACUCAUCAUCUUUACGGCCGAUCGUCCAUCUGAUAUUCGACUCUAUACCCUCGCGCACAACCCAGCGUAUAGAAACUCGAUGACCCUCAAGGGCUGCCUUCUUGCUAUUCUAUCUACAUGA
Verticillium alfalfae VaMs.102 is the source of this 1578-nucleotide messenger RNA. RefSeq names its product FG-GAP repeat family protein. Lineage: Eukaryota; Fungi; Ascomycota; Sordariomycetes; Glomerellales; Plectosphaerellaceae. The record is from RefSeq and is a predicted model, not a curated record. The coding region runs from base 1 to 1578 and encodes 525 amino acids. The transcript is spliced from 3 exons.